AUGUCACUAUCUUCACUUUCUUCACUUUCGGACGACGAAACGACAUCCCGUAACAGCCGUAAGAAUGAAGAAAAGUUAAAUGGCUUCGAAAAAUAUGAUGACAACCAAUUUCUAAGUCGGUUCUGUGUUUCCAAAGAUACGGUAUUAUACCUGGAGUCAUUGUUUGGCAAGGAAAUCGCGCCUUUGACGAAACGCAACCGAGCCUCACAGCCAAGAGACCAAAUUUUGAUAGCUCUUCGAUUUUACGCUACUGGCAGUUAUCAAAAAGUUAUAGGAGACAUAUUCCACGUCGAAAAAGUAACUGUUCACCGUGUGGUACAUAAAGUCAUAGCUGCAAUAGCAAAACUCAGUUGCAAUUUCAUUAAAAUGCCGGAUUCCCAAGAACGAAUAGAAGUGGCAAACGACUUUUACUCCAUUGCAGGAUUUCCGAGGAUAUUGGGAGCUAUUGAUUGUACACACAUUAAAAUCAAUUCACCAGGGGGAUAUCAAGCUGAAACUUUUCAAAAGGGUUUUUUUUCGUUAAAUGUGCAAAUUGUAUGUGAUGCGAAAUUAUGCAUCCGAAAUGUGGUAGCAAGAUGGCCGGGCUUUGUACAUGACAGUACAAUUUUUAAUGACUCUCAUUUAUGUGCACAAUUUGAGCGUGGUGAUUAUGCAAAUUUUGUGCUUUUAGGAGACAGUGGUUACCCAUGUCGACAUUAUUUGCUUACCCCUCUAUUAAAUCCAAAUACAAUAGCUGAAGAAGCAUAUAAUAGAGCUCAGGUAUCAUCGAGGGACCCUAUUAAAAGGAUUUUUGGUGUUCUCAAAUGUAGAUUUCCAUGUUUACAUAACGGCCUAGGAGUAAAUGUAAAAAAUAUUCCACCAAUUAUUGUGGCAUGUGCAGUGCUAUAA
This is a messenger RNA of Vanessa atalanta (red admiral), 888 nucleotides long. Its product is annotated as putative nuclease HARBI1. The record is from RefSeq and is a predicted model, not a curated record. NCBI's taxonomy places the organism in Eukaryota, Metazoa, Arthropoda, Insecta, Lepidoptera, Nymphalidae.